Messenger RNA from Eucalyptus grandis, 1664 nucleotides. RefSeq names its product UDP-glycosyltransferase 74E2. NCBI's taxonomy places the organism in Eukaryota, Viridiplantae, Streptophyta, Magnoliopsida, Myrtales, Myrtaceae. Bases 145 to 1572 code for a protein of 475 amino acids. The record is from RefSeq and is a predicted model, not a curated record. The transcript has 2 exons. Gene Ontology annotation, molecular function: UDP-glycosyltransferase activity.
AACUACCGUUCAAACGAUUCAGCUGGUUCAUAUUUGUGCGCACCUUCUGGUUCUAUAUAUUCAAUGAAAUGCUUCACGAUAUGAGCAUCAACCUCUCUCACUCGCAUUCCAUCAGUUUCUGAAAGAGUUGAAGCCCCACGAGAAAUGAUGGACCAACAGAGAAGUGAGAGAACCAUCAAACCAAUUCAUGUUCUUGUUCUUGCUUACCCCGCACAAGGUCACAUGAACCCGGUGGUCGAGUUCUCGAAACGCUUAGCCUCAAAGGGUCUCAACGUUGCCCUCAUUAUCCCCAUCUCCGAACCUUCCAAGUCCCUCCAUUCGACAAACCACGCAAUGAGUUCCAUCAAGAUCGAGCAAAUAUCUGAUGGGUUCGAGGGCGUGGACACCAGAGAGCUGAACCGGGAUGUCUACUUUGAACUUUUCACAGUUUCGGUCUCAAAGAGCCUGACCAAUUUCAUCGAGCAACAUCAAUCUUCUCAAGAUAAUCCAGCGAAAGUCCUCGUGUAUGACUCGGUCAUGACAUGGGCUCUUGACAUAGCGAUACAGCACGGCAUGCACGGAGCUUCGUUCUUCACUCAGUCUUGCGCGGUUAGUGCCAUUUACCGCCACGUUCACAGAGGAACGCUAAAGUUCCCCUUAGAAGAUUCAAGAGGACAGGGACAUGUUUCUGUCCCUCCGGUCAUCUCGAAUUUGAAGUUGAACGAUCUUCCUUCGUUCGUGGCCGAUGCUGAUGCAUAUCCUGCGCUUGCGAAACUCGUGCUGGACCAAUUCUCCAACGUGAUGAGAGCUAACUGGCGCUUGUUUAAUACCUUCGCCGAGCUCGAGGUUGAGGUGGUAAAGUGGGUGGGGAGUCAAUGCCCAGUGCUCACUGUAGGACCAACGAUCCCAUCUAUGUACUUGGACAAGAGAAUCCAACACGACAAAGAUUACGGACUCAGCCUCUUCAAGCUUAACGAUGCCGAGACAAGCAUCGAGUGGCUUGACUCGAAGGAUGCCGACUCGGUCGUUUACAUAUCAUUCGGAAGUUUGGCUUCCCUUGGAGAAGAGCAAAUGGAGGAAAUAGCUAUCGGACUCAAGAGAAUGAAGAGCAACUUCCUGUGGGUGGUGAGAGCGUCUGAAGAGAAGAAGCUCCCAUGCAAUUUCAUGCGAGAUAUGGAGUUACUAGAUGGGAAGGGUUUGGUGGUGAAGUGGUGCGAUCAACUCCAAGUGCUGAGCCAUAGCUCGGUGGGUUGCUUCAUGACUCAUUGCGGGUGGAACUCGACUAUGGAAGGAGUGAGCUUGGGUGUCCCGAUGGUGGUGAUGCCUCAGUGGACUGACCAGCCGACGAAUGCGGCAUUCAUCACGGAGGUAUGGAAAGUCGGUCUCAGGGUUAGGGUGAAUGAGAAAGGGAUUGUGACUGGCGAAGAAAUCGAAAGUUGCGUGAACAAGAUCAUGGCAGGAGAGAGAGGGAAAGAGAUCAAAGCAAAUUCGUUGAAGUGGAGAAAGAGGGCGAGAAUUGCUAUGAAAGAAGGCGGGAGUUCUGAUAACAACAUCAGCGAUUUCGUGAAGAACAUAAUUGAGAUGUACAAGUGAUAUUGCUUCAUUCAUGAUUAAUAAGGAGUCAUUUGCAAAUGGAACUUCACUGCAGUUCAUUUAUGAGUAAAGAUGAUUACUUUAGCGAUGAU